AUGACGCUUGGUUCAGGAGGAUCCAGUGUCGUGGUUCCAAGGAACUUCAGAUUGCUGGAGGAGCUUGAACGAGGAGAAAAAGGUAUUGGAGACGGUACAGUUAGCUAUGGCAUGGAUGAUGGUGACGACAUUUACAUGCGCUCUUGGACUGGCACCAUAAUUGGCCCCCAUAAUACUGUACAUGAAGGAAGAAUCUAUCAACUGAAGCUGUUUUGUGAUAAAGACUACCCAGAAAAGCCCCCAAGUGUUCGGUUUCAUUCACGGAUCAACAUGACCUGUGUUAAUCAUGAAACUGGAGUGGUUGAACCAAAGAAGUUUGGUCUUCUUGCAAAUUGGCAAAGAGAGUACACCAUGGAGGAUAUACUGACCCAGCUGAAGAAGGAAAUGGCAGCUCCGCAUAACCGGAAGCUUGUUCAGCCCCCAGAAGGGGGUCUGUUUGAUUAA
Messenger RNA from Sphenostylis stenocarpa, 444 nucleotides. Lineage: Eukaryota; Viridiplantae; Streptophyta; Magnoliopsida; Fabales; Fabaceae. The record is from the annotation of a GenBank genome assembly.